Molecule: messenger RNA, 2342 nt
Organism: Anopheles maculipalpis
Lineage: Eukaryota; Metazoa; Arthropoda; Insecta; Diptera; Culicidae
Product: prolyl endopeptidase
Exons: 7
Coding region: 21-2342 (773 amino acids)
Biological process (GO): proteolysis
Cellular component (GO): cytosol
Molecular function (GO): oligopeptidase activity; serine-type endopeptidase activity
Source: RefSeq, a predicted model, not a curated record
UCAGACUUCCGGCAAAGUGUAUGCACAAAUUGGCCACCUCCUUGCUAUUGCGUAGCUGUGCGGUUGCAUUCUCACCAUCACGUUCUUCACUGUUGCAAGUAGCUGGUAGCAGGAGCGGUUUAUUUUCUAGCGUUGUAAUUCACCGCACCAAGUACGGUCGUCUCGCUAUGCCGGAAGCAGCUGCAACUACCGAAACGCUGGGCCGCUUUACCUAUCCGGAGGCGCGCCGCGAUGAGUCCGUGGUGGAAGAGUUUCACGGUGUGAAGAUUGCCGAUCCGUACCGUUGGCUAGAGGAUCCGGAUGCAGCCGAAACACAGGCGUACGUGGAGAAGCAGAACGAAAUCUCCAAACCGUUCCUGGACACGUGUCCCGAGUGGAAGAAGCUGAACGAAAAGCUGCGCAAGCGGUGGAACUAUCCGAAGUACUCGUGCCCGUUCAAGCACGGCAACAAGUACUUUUUCUUCAUGAACACCGGUUUGCAGAACCAGGAUGUUUUGUACGUUCAGGAUAAGCUCGACGGUGAGCCGAAAGUGUUUCUCGAUCCAAACACACUCUCGACGGAUGGUACGAUCGCGCUGGUAGGAUCACGCUUCUCCGACGACGGUAAGCUGUACGCGUACGGUUUGAGUCAGAGCGGUUCCGACUGGACGAAGCUAAAGAUUCGUAACGUCGAGACGGGUGAAGAUUUCCCGGAAACGAUCGAACACACCAAGUUUGUGACCGCUUCGUGGACGAAGGACAAUAAAGGAUUCUUCUACGCCCGGUAUCCGGUUGUCGAUGGGAAGGCGGAUGGAUCGGAAACGGCCGCAAACGAGAAUCAAAAGCUUUACUACCAUCGGGUCGGUGAAUCGCAGGAUAAGGAUGUAUUGAUUGCGGAAUUCCCAGAGGAACCAUCGUGGAGAUUAAUGCCGGAAGUUUCCGAUUGCGGUAAAUAUCUGAUGCUGUUCAUUAUGAAGGGCUGCAAGGAUAUGCUUCUGUACUUUAGCAAUCUAGAAAAGGCGGGAACGCUCGAUUCGAAGCUUGACUUUGUGAAGGUGGUCACCGAGUUUGAUAGCGAUUAUGAUUACGUUACCAACGAGGGUAGCAUAUUUUCGUUCCGCACGAACAAGGGCGCACCGAACUAUCGGAUCGUAAACAUUGAUUUCGAGCAGCCCGAGAUGGAGCAUUGGAAAACGCUCGUGCCCGAACAUCCGAAAAACGUGCUCGAUUGGACGACCUGUGUCAACAAGGAUCGGAUCGUGCUCGGUUACAUCGAUGAUGUGAAAUCGAUGCUGCUGGUGCACAGUCUGGCGGAUGGUAGUUUUGUGUCCAAAUUCCCAUUGGAAAUCGGUACCGUAGCUGGGUUCAGUGGCAAGAAGAAGUAUUCGGAAAUUUUCUACCACUUUGUGUCCUUCCUAACGCCGGGCAUUAUUUACCAUUACGAUUUCGAGGGUAAGAAGCAAACGGACGGAACGGUCGACAUGGAACCAACCAUCUUCCGGGAGGUAAAGAUUGAAGACUUUGACAAUAGUCAGUACGUGGUGGAGCAGAUCUUUUACCACAGCAAGGAUGGGGAAAAGGUGCCAAUGUUUAUCGUACAGCGGAAGCAGGAAAAGAAGGAACACAAACCGUGUCUGCUGUAUGGGUACGGUGGAUUUAACAUUUGCGUGCAGCCCUCGUUUAGUAUUACGGGACUGGUGUUUAUUGACUCGUUUGAUGGUAUACUGGCGUACCCGAACAUUCGGGGUGGUGGAGAGUACGGUGAACGGUGGCACAAUGCUGGCCGACUGUUGAAGAAGCAGAAUGUGUUUGACGAUUUUCAGCACGCCUCGCAGUAUUUGGUGGAGCACGGUUACACCACGCAUGAUAAGAUUGCUAUUCAGGGUGGUUCGAAUGGUGGGCUGCUCGUGGGGGCGUGUAUAAACCAGCGCCCGGAUCUGUUCGGUGCUGCCAUUGCGCAAGUUGGCGUGAUGGAUAUGCUACGCUUCCACAAAUUCACCAUCGGCCGUGCCUGGGUGUCCGAUUACGGCGAUAUGAACGAGAAGGAGCACUUUGAAAAUUUGCUCCGCUACUCACCACUGCACAACGUACGCACACCCACCACGGAAAAGGACCAAUAUCCGGCCACGCUCGUGCUGACGGCCGACCACGACGAUCGUGUCAGUCCGCUGCAUUCGCUCAAGUUUGUUGCCGCACUGCACCAUGCCAUUAAAGAUUGUGAACACCAAAAAAAUCCACUACUGCUGCGUGUGUACAGUAAAGCAGGCCACGGUAUGGGCAAACCGACGGCGAAGAAGAUUGAGGAAGCGACCGACAUUCUUACGUUCAUGUACAAAACGCUCGGGUUGAAGCUUUCGUUUUAA